Messenger RNA from Empidonax traillii (willow flycatcher), 2168 nucleotides. RefSeq names its product NAD(P)(+)--arginine ADP-ribosyltransferase 2-like. The transcript is spliced from 2 exons. Gene Ontology annotation, molecular function: NAD+ poly-ADP-ribosyltransferase activity; NAD+-protein-arginine ADP-ribosyltransferase activity. The coding region runs from base 1061 to 2119 and encodes 352 amino acids. The record is from RefSeq and is a predicted model, not a curated record. Lineage: Eukaryota; Metazoa; Chordata; Aves; Passeriformes; Tyrannidae.
GGGCACAACAGAUAGAUCAAAGCCCACACGUAUGUCCGUUCUGGGACACGGCACUGCUUUGUGACAAAAGCCAAAGGGCAAAGUGAGUGUCCACCUCUGACCUGUCUCAGGACCUCCCCGUUCCAUCCCCUACUGCUUUCACGGUUUCCUGGUUGCUUUGUCACUCUUUCUUGCUCAGUUUCUCCUGCUUUAUGAAGUUUAUCCCUGCUCCAGCCCAGCACUGUCAGGCAGCCCUUAUACCCAACUCCUCUCCCGAUACAAUUCUCUGUCCUGGCUACUCUCGCCCUGCAUACAGCUCUUCAUCUCCACACCAGAUCCUACAGUGGUUGUUUAUCUCAUUUCUCUCUCAUUUAUCUUUCAGAGAACAGAUGCCCCUUCCUCACUGUCUGACAAUGGCACCUUCACAUCCACACUUGUGUGACACUGGGCAGAGCCCAGUGCCCUGGGAACAGCCUGGGACACCUGGGGCACCAACCCAGGGCAUGAUAUGGGUUCUGUGUGCUCUGCAUCCCUCUUUCCGUGGAGCCAGAAAUAUUCGUGCAGUGAACAGAAAGCGACCGGUAACGGAGUGACACCAGAGCGCAAGGCGCUGGUGAGGCAUUGCUGAGGUGCUGGUGAGGUGCUGGCCUUUGUGCAGACAGGAGGAGGUAAGAGCUGUCCAAGGGCCUCUCCGUUUCACUGCCUGUAAUGAGCAGCGGCUGUGAAACAGGCAAGGAAGGACUUUUUCACAGAAUCGUAGAAUCACAGACUGGUUUGGGUGGGAAGGGACCUUCCUACGUGUCCCUGGGACCGGAGGGGGCAGCGGCUGCUCUAGGGCCUGUGGGGGGACAGUCAAAUUACCUGGGAGAAGGAAAAAGGGUCUGGAUCCAGGCCCAACCAUCCUGGCUAUAAAAAGCCGGAGCAGCCCCGUGUCCCCUCUGCAGGAGCUCCGUGGGGGGGCUGGAGCAGCACCCAGACCCCACACCCACUGCAGGGCACAGGCCCUCCCAGAGGAAGCGGCCGCGGCCCCAGCUGCGUCCCCACAGUGCCUGGCCGGGUCCUUGGGGAGUCUCUGCCCACCAUGGAGCUCCUGCCACUGCUGCUGGUGCUGCUGGCUGUCACCCCGGCCACUGGCAUCCCCCUACGCUGGUCAGACCUUAACAGCGCCCUCAGGGAGAUUGAACUGAACAUGGCCCCCAACUCCUUCGACGACCGGUACUUGCGCUGCCGCGUCAAAAUGGCGAAGGCGGUGAGGGCACUCAACCGCACUGAGUUUGCCACCAACAGCGACUACGCUGAGGCCUGGGUCAAGGCCACCGUCAAAUUGCACAGCCGCAAGUUGGUGGAGUCCCGGCUGCGGCCGGAACAGGCCAUUGCCCUCAUGGCGUACUCAAUGGAGGAGGGCCUGUAUGCGGAGUUCAACAAGGCCGUGCGCAGCGCCGGGCGCUCCCGCCAGGAAUACCUGCGCAACUUCCCCUUCAAGGUGGUGCAUUUCCUCCUGACCGAGGCCGUGGAAGUCCUGCGGGAUGAGAAGACCCACCCCCGCUGCCUCCAGGUGUACCGGGGUAUUGAAGGUAUCCGGUUCAUCACUGAGCGUGGCAAGAUCAUUCGCUUUGGCCAGUUUGCCUCCAGCUCCCUGCUGAGAAACGUCAGUGACUCCUAUGGCACUGACACAACAUUUGAGGUGCACACCUGCCAUGGCGCCAACAUCCGGAACUUCUCCAACUACCCUGAGGAGGAGGAAGUCCUCAUCCCGCCCUUUGAGACCUUUAAUGUCACCAGUAUCACACGUGAAGGGGCCAAAACCCACAUCCAGCUCCACUCCCACGGCGUGUACAGCAAAUACGACUGCGCGUGGCUCCGAGGUGACAUCCCUGGGGUGGGGACACCCGCGGUCAGGUGUGGGGACAGGGCAGGGGUGGUACCAGGGCACCAGCUCUUCCAGGACAGGGGCAAUGGUGGUGGGGCAGGGGAUGGGGGUGGUGGGGCUUUGGGCAUCACACAGCUCCAGCUGCUCUCCUGGCACUGCACGGCACUGGACGGGAGGGGGUGUCAGGGUGUUGUCCUGACAAUGGGCUCAUUUCCCAGUGGCAGAGCCAAUCCACACCCCAAGAUGAGGGAUUUCUACUUUUUAUUCUAAUUCGUGGAAAGUAGGGAGUCAAUGGUAACCCUCUGACUCCCUUCCUCUG